Messenger RNA from Amyelois transitella, 2961 nucleotides. RefSeq lists its product as uncharacterized. The record is from RefSeq and is a predicted model, not a curated record. The coding region runs from base 1 to 2961 and encodes 986 amino acids. NCBI's taxonomy places the organism in Eukaryota, Metazoa, Arthropoda, Insecta, Lepidoptera, Pyralidae. Gene Ontology annotation, molecular function: protein binding. The transcript is spliced from 19 exons.
AUGGAUGCCAUAAGAAAGGAAGAUGUUAGUUCACAGACGGUAGACAUAAAGUUGGGUGACGAAGUGCAAGGCAGAUCCGUGUCUGUCUACAGACCUAUAGAUAAACCAAGUCAGUCCUAUCCGCAGAGUAAGCUGCGCGUGGGCAGUCUUCUACGCACCUGGGCGGAUGUAUCCCGGAUCAACUAUAUGUCUGCUGAACCAUUGGACGUGAUAAUAUCUGGACAAAGCAUCAGACGGAAGAGCAUCGGCCUAUUUUCGAAGAAAUACUCCAUUCAGUGUUUUGUACCUACGGAAUUACGCAAGCUAAGUGCCGAAGAUUUAUUUUCAGAACAAUUUCCAGUAAACGUUACGCCACUCCUGAACGAGGAACAACUAUGGCGUUGUUUCUACGUUUUCCCCGAACUAUACGCAGACGUGUACUCUCCAGUAGUACGCAUACGUAAAAUAGAGGAUGUACCAGAGCUGGUGGGAGGAGUUCUGACGCGGGACAUGGUGACAGCCUGCCUCACUUACCUAGCACGAACACCGAUCUUGGGAGAUUAUGUGUAUAUUAAGUUGGACUUGUCGUCGAAGCACUUGAUCAACAUAGACGUUCUUAAGCAUUAUAAAUUCCUGGUAUAUCUGGACUUAUCAUCCAACUUUCUGACGUCGCUGAAUGUACUGGCAUAUCUACCAUAUCUCCAAUACCUCUCCGUAGCUUUCAACAGGCUGGACACUGUGCUGGAAUAUGACACACCCCAAUGGUUCCUGACAGAGGUCCAUUAUAAAUUCAAUUCGGUGACGAGAAUCCGUGACUUGGAUGGCUUCUGGUCUAUCACAAUCCUUGAUCUAUCUCAUAAUAACAUCAAACAUAUUACUGGUCUUGAAACGCUGAGGUAUUUGCGUCGUCUUGACCUCUCCUUCAAUCAUAUUCAGCGUCUAGAAAACUUGAAUAACCUACGUUUGCUCUGGCUAGACGUGUCCUAUAAUAACAUAUCUAGCUUUGAGUUUGGCAACCAAAAAGGUCUUUUUACCCUAUUACAUCUGGAGUAUCUAAAUCUGAACGAAAACAACUUGACUUCUUUAAAAAUGUUCUCCGGUUGCACAAGACUCCGCGAACUGCACGCACGCAACAAUCGCUUGGGGAUGCUGUUAGAGCUGGCGGUGUACAUGCGACAACUGCGCCGCCUCAUCGUGCUAGACCUGAGAGCCAACCCAAUCUGCUCCACGCCGGGGUACCAAGAUGUCAUCAUAAACACCUUCCCUGCGCUACUCAGUUUGGAUGCCCAGGAACUCGAUCCGAUUGUUCAAAGGUUGUCUAAAAUGGACAUGAUGCCGGACGCGACUAGCUUUGCCACCCGACGCCUCCUGCGCCUGCUCUACAUACAACAGCUAUCGAAAGCGACCGUGUCCCCGCAUGUACCGCCAGCGGACACCAAUGAAGUACCCAUUGUUGUGUUGGUGGGGUACGAAGCGGUAGGCAAGGGUAAGCUCGCUCGCCGCCUCGCCGCAGAGUGUAAAACCAACAUAGAGUUAGCAUUACAGCACACAACAGCGACGUUCCAUUUCCCGGACCAUUACAAGCAGAUCUCCCGGUCCAAGUUCGAUGACAUGUUGCUGGCCGGCGAUCUCCUUACCUAUACCGAGAUGGCUGGGGAGUCCUAUGGCUUAAGCCGUGAAGAGGCUUUCAUAAAUGAAGGAAAAAUCAAAGUUGUUACCAUGGACUUAAUAGCAGGACUGAUGCUGAGGUUGCGCGGAAGGAGACCGUAUUUAAUUUUAGCCACCUGCUCGAACAAAGAGGCAUUGAAAGCAAGACAAAAACAAAGAAAGCACUUUCGGGAGGUCGCCUACAAUCUUACUGCGUUGGAGACUCCUUUUGAAAAGUCGACCCUGCAAGUUCUACUGUCUGGUCGUAUAAUUAUCACAGGAAUACUCAACGAGAUUUUAGUGGGUCUACCAGAUGAAAAGGAGCAAAGUGAAUUUGUGAUUGAAUCAGAAUGUUCCUUGAUGAUGAGCAGCGAAGCAAGGCAAGCCGUCAAAGAUUACGCAUGUGGAGUGAACAUGUUUAAUUUUCUCAUUUCUAGUUCGUCGUCGUUAGAUGAGGAGUUUAAGCGAGACAGAAGCAGCCAAAUGGACCAAAGUUUACACUCACUCUACAAAGAGUCCCAGGGGCCCGACGAAUUCAACAGCUAUGCUAAUGAACAAAACUCCUACCAAGACUCAAAGGAUCAACCAAACAAAAAUAUAAAAAAAUCGCGCUCUAAACAUGAAAAGAACAGUCUUGUUCGACCAAAAAGUGUCGAUUUCAGCAGGUACACCUCAUCAACAUGGAAAGGCCUUUCAACCCAAGCUCCGGAUAGCACGAAGUCGUCAAAGUCCGUCACAUUCACUUCUACUAACAACACUGAAGCCGUCGGAGCCAUCUCCGGAAUGUUCAUAGAACCACCAAUACCAUCAAAAGCUCAAGGAGACAAGGCCAACAUAAGGUCGAUAAGCCACAGAAAAUGGAAAGGCCCCACAGGGCACCGCGCUCACCCCGGAGAUUCCCUAGACGAUACUGAUCUCUGGCUGGCAUUCCUCGCUGAGACUGGACUGUUGCCAUUGACCAGCACUGUUUUCCAGGCUUCUGAUACUGAACCAGGAGGUCAAGAGAGCAGAGUCGAUGAUCCAGAACUAAUUCUAAAAGAAUUGGAAAAUUAUCAGAAGGAAAUCAACCAGGCAUUCAAUACAAACAGCAUGAGAGACGAGUACGAGACAAUGCAUCGCACAUAUCCAGGCCUUUUUUGGAACACUGUCGAGAUGGAUGAUCCUAACGAAGCAUUUCGUAAAAUAAAAGCUAUCAUUAAGGAUAUUGUGAUGAAUCAGCCAAACCUGAGUCCUAUGUUUGACAUAGAUUUCGCCAACAUGAACCACUGUCACAUCAUCCAGAAGAAACUAGCUGAAAUACGCAAACAAAUAGCUCCGCAAAGGCUGUUCUAUUAA